AAACUCAGCAGUAUCAGUCUAAUUCCAAUAUUGAGUAUAUUUGUUCAAUCACUUUUUCUUUGUGAUGAUAACCACCAAAAUGCCAACCAUGAAUCCAGAUAGUUUCAAAUUCAUAGAAGCCAUAAUAAUAUUAAUGGUGUGUUUGAUGAUGAUGAUGAUGAUGUUGCAGGUUGUUUGUGCUGAAGAGGAAAUAAUGUGCAUUGAGAGGGAGAGGGAAGCACUCCUCUUAUUCAAGGCUGCACUUGUGGAUGACUAUGGCAUGCUCUCUUCUUGGACCACUGCUGAUUGCUGCCGGUGGGAAGGGAUUCGCUGCAGCAACCUCACUGACCAUAUUCUAAUGCUCGACCUUCACAGUUUAUACCUCAGAGGAGAGAUCCCCAAGUCGUUAAUGGAGUUGCAACAAUUAAACUAUUUAGAUCUGUCAGAUUCUGGUUUUGAAGGAAAAAUUCCAACUCAGUUAGGCUCUCUUUCUCAUUUGAAAUACUUAAAUCUUUCUGGGAAUUAUUAUCUGGAGGGUUCAAUCCCACCUCAACUUGGAAAUCUCUCCCAGUUGCAGCGUCUUGAUCUCAGCUUCAAUUAUUUUGAAGGAAAUAUACCCUCUCAAAUUGGAAAUCUCUCCCAGUUGCAGCGUCUUGAUCUCAGCAGAAAUAGAUUUGAAGGAAAUAUACCCUCUCAAAUUGGAAAUCUCUCUGAGUUGCGGCAUCUUUAUCUCAGUUGGAAUACUUUGGAAGGAAAUAUACCCUCUCAAAUUGGAAAUCUCUCCAAGUUGCAGCAUCUUGAUCUCAGCUACAAUUAUUUUGAAGGAAGUAUACCGUCCCAACUUGGGAACCUUUCAAAUUUGCAGAAGCUUUAUCUUGGAGGAAGUGUACCGUCCCGACUUGGGAACCUUUCAAAUUUGCUGAAGCUUUAUCUUGGAGGAGGAAGUGUACCGUCCCGACUUGGGAACCUUUCAAAUUUGCUGAAGCUUUAUCUUGGAGGAGGAAGUGUACCGUCCCGACUUGGGAACCUUCCAAAUUUGCUGAAGCUUUAUCUUGGAGGCCGAUCAUAUUAUGGUGGUGCUCUCAAAAUUGACGAUGGAGAUCGUUGGCUGUCUAAUCUCAUUUCUUUAACCCAUCUUUCCUUGGACUCCAUAUCUAAUCUCAACACUUCUCAUAGCUUCCUCCCAAUGAUUGCCAAGCUACCAAAACUUAGAGAACUGAGUUUAAUUCAUUGUAGCCUUUCCGAUCAUUUUAUCCUUUCAUUGAAGCCCUCUAAAUUCAAUUUUUCUAGUUCCCUUUCCAUCCUUGAUCUUACCUGGAACAGCUUCACGUCAUCAACGAUACUCCAGUGGCUGUCUGGGUGUGCCAGAUUCUCGCUUCAAGAAUUGAACUUAAGAGGAAAUCAAAUCAACGGUACGCUUCCUGACCUUUCAAUAUUUUCUGCCUUGAAAAGAUUGGAUCUUUCAGAAAAUCAAUUAAAUGGGAAAAUUCUAGAUAGUACCAAAUUGCCACCUCUGUUGGAGUCUUUGUCAAUCACUUCAAACAUUUUGGAAGGUGGAAUUCCAAAAUCAUUUGGGAAUGCAUGUGCUUUGCGCUCAUUGGACAUGUCUUAUAAUAGCUUGAGUGAAGAGUUUCCAAUGAUAAUCCAUCACUUGUCUGGAUGUGCUAGAUAUUCAUUGGAACGAUUAUAUCUAGGCAAGAAUCAAAUCAAUGGUACACUACCCGACCUCUCAAUAUUCUCAUCUUUAAGAGAAUUAUAUCUUUCUGGAAACAAGCUAAAUGGAGAGAUUCCUAAAGAUAUUAAAUUUCCACCUCAACUUGAGGAACUAGAUUUGCAAUCAAAUUCCUUAAAGGGUGUGCUCACUGACUAUCAUUUCGCUAACAUGUCUAAGUUAGACUUCUUGGAGUUAUCUGACAACUCUUUAUUGGCCUUGACAUUUAGUCCAAAUUGGGUUCCACCGUUUCAGUUGAGCCACAUAGGAUUGCGAUCUUGCAAACUAGGUCCAGUAUUUCCCAAAUGGUUGGAGACACAAAAUCAAUUUGGGGAUAUUGACAUUUCAAAUUCUGGAAUAGAAGAUAUGGUUCCAAAGUGGUUUUGGGCUAAAUUAACAUUUCGAGAAUCCAUUUCAAUGAAUAUUUCACACAAUAAUCUCCAUGGUAUAAUUCCAAAUUUUCCACUAAAGAAUCUUUACCAUUCCCUAAUUCUUGGAUCAAAUCAAUUUGAUGGCCCUAUUCCACCAUUUCUUCGAGGUUUCCUGUUUCUUGAUUUAUCCAAAAAUAAAUUCUCAGAUUCUCUUUCAUUUUUAUGUGCAAAUGGUACAGUUGAAACUUUGUACCAAUUAGACCUUUCAAAUAAUCGUUUCUCUGGAAAAAUUCCGGACUGUUGGAACCAUUUCAAGUCAUUAUCUUAUUUGGACUUGAGUCACAAUAAUUUUUCAGGAAGAAUACCUACAUCCAUGGGAUCUCUUCUUCAUCUUCAAGCAUUGCUAUUGAGAAACAACAACUUAACAGAUGAGAUACCUUUCUCCUUGAGGAGUUGCACAAAUCUAGUAAUGCUAGAUAUUGCAGAAAACAAAUUAUCAGGGCUCAUCCCUGCUUGGAUUGGGAGUGAAUUACAAGAGUUGCAAUUUUUAAGUUUGGAAAGAAAUAAUUUCCAUGGAAGUUUACCAUUGCAAAUUUGUAACCUAAGUAACAUUCAACUCUUGGAUCUCUCAAUAAAUAACAUGUCUGGGAAAAUUCCUAAAUGCAUAAAAAAAUUUACUUCAAUGACUCGAAAAACAUCUUCAGGAGAUUAUCAACUUCAUUCAUAUCAGGUCAAUACCACUUACACAAGGGUUAACCAAACAUAUGAUUUGAAUGCACUCUUGAUGUGGAAAGGUUCAGAACGAAUAUUCAAAACUAAAGUGUUACUACUUGUAAAAAGCAUUGAUCUCUCAAGCAAUCACUUUUCUGGAGAAAUUCCACAGGAAAUAGAGAAUUUAUUUGGAUUGGUUUCAUUGAAUUUAUCAAGAAACAAUUUGAUAGGGAAAAUUCCCUCAAAAAUUGGAAAGCUAACAUCACUUGAAUCUCUUGAUUUGUCAAGAAACCAGUUGGCUGGUUCAAUUCCUCCGAGUCUUACACAAAUUUAUGGCCUCGGCGUGUUAGAUUUGUCACAUAACCAUCUAACUGGAAAAAUUCCAGCCAGCACACAGUUACAGAGUUUCAAUGCCUCGAGUUAUGAAGAUAAUCUUGAUCUUUGUGGACAGCCACUUGAGAAAUUUUGUAUUGAUGGGAGACCUACACAAAAACCAAAUGUUGAAGUUCAACAUGACGAAUUUUCACUUUUCAAUCGUGAAUUUUACAUGAGUAUGACAUUUGGAUUUGUUAUAAGCUUUUGGAUGGUGUUUGGCUCAAUCUUAUUCAAGCGUUCUUGGAGACAUGCCUAUUUCAAGUUCUUGAACAAUCUAUCAGACAAUAUUUAUGUCAAGGUAGCAGUAUUUGCUAAUAAAAUGUCAAAGGUGUAUGGCUGAAGCUUAACUAGUACCUUGAAGACACUAGCCCUCUUGGAUCGGAAAACUCCAAUGUCUAAGCUUGUUAAUGCUUGGAAAAGGCAAUUAGUUGGAAAUUAUGAUUGCUUUAGAUUUCUUCACUGUCAAUUGAGAUACUUAUACCAUGUUUUGAUAAUUUGAAAAAGACUCUAGUUUAAUUAGUGUUGUGCUAUUGAAAUGAAAUAUAACUUAUCAUGUAUUAUAUCAUUAAUUUACGUA
Molecule: messenger RNA, 3724 nt
Organism: Glycine soja
Lineage: Eukaryota; Viridiplantae; Streptophyta; Magnoliopsida; Fabales; Fabaceae
Product: receptor-like protein EIX1
Exons: 2
Coding region: 65-3487 (1140 amino acids)
Molecular function (GO): protein binding
Source: RefSeq, a predicted model, not a curated record